Molecule: messenger RNA, 1992 nt
Organism: Wallemia mellicola CBS 633.66
Lineage: Eukaryota; Fungi; Basidiomycota; Wallemiomycetes; Wallemiales; Wallemiaceae
Exons: 6
Coding region: 38-1885 (615 amino acids)
Source: RefSeq, a predicted model, not a curated record
CCAAUUCAUUUACGCGAACUUUAAGAAAAACCAAAACAUGUCGGCAAUUGAGAGGCUUUCUGUACCACAGCAGAAGCUGCACAAGCAUGACAGCUCUAGCACUCUUAAUCUUCCUCUCCAUGACUCAGUCGAAGUCCAAGAGGGUGAAUUCCAUGAGCCAACUCAGGAGGAAGGCAGCAAAUCUAAUCUAAUAGUAGAUACUACCGAGGCUAAUAGAGCGUAUACUGCUUCCCCUAGUGGUACAUACCCUGAAAGAAGAGGUUCAAAUAUGGACAGUCCAAUUGGAAGAGACGGGAAGGGCGGCGUCGAAGAUGUUGGUCUAUUUCAAGGACAGUAUUAUCCUAGCUACAUGCAUGCUGUGAGAAAUACCAAGAAAGGACCUUCUGGACGUACUAUCAUUCUCUGUCUUGAUGGUACUGGCGAUCAGUUUGACGGCGAUAACUCCAACGUUGUCCGUUUCUUCAGGUGCUUAAAAAAAGAUGAGCCGUCUAAGCAGCUUGUUUACUACCAAGCUGGUUUGGGUACUUAUGUAACCACACGCUCUGCUAAUCCUAUUACGACAAAACUCAGUGAGAUCGGUGAUAUGACAAUCGGUUCUGGUUUAGGACAUCAUAUUCGCGAUGCAUAUGCAUUUUUAAUGGAAAACUAUACGCAAGGUGACAAAAUCUGUAUGGUUGGCUUUUCAAGAGGUGCAUACAGUGCUCGUGGGUUGGCAGGUAUGCUUCAGAAGGUUGGUCUUCUUCCAAAAGGUAACCGCGAACAAAUCCCAUUUGCAUACCGGAUGUACAAGGACAAUUCAGAUGAUGGAUGGAAAAUGAGCUCUCUCUUUAAAGAAACAUUCUCAAUAAAAGUAAAUAUCCACUGGAUAGGUGCAUGGGACUCUGUUUCCUCUAUUGGUUUCAUUCCACGCGAUUUACCAUUCCACAAAUCAAACAACGCCGUCAAGCAAUUCUGCCAUGCUGUCGCAUUAGAUGAACACAGAGCUAAGUUUAAGGCUGGGCACUGGGUGCGCUCAGAAGAAAUGGAAGUUCGUGAGGGUCUUCUACAACGCCGUAAAGAGAAGCUCAGGCCAACUUUCGGUGAUAUCAAUGAAGUCGAAGAAGAAGAUAUCGCACAUGAAACACACGACACAGAGGAAGAUUCAAAGAAAGCUGUCGAGAGAAAGCGCAAAGAAAUCAUGAAGACUAUCAGACAACUUCGUAAACACACCCAAAAAUCUAAGGGUGAAGAUGAUAGCAGUGUCGAUGCAUUCAACCCUGAAAUCCAAGCUCAGUUUGAGAUGCUCUUCGAACUCCAAGAUAAGGAGGAUCUAUCAGAAACUAAAGUCAAGGAAGUCUUUUUCAUGGGUUGUCAUGCAGAUGUCGGCGGUGGAGCUGUACCAAAUGAUACCAGACACUCUUUGGCACGCAUUCCUCUCAGAUGGAUGCUCAGACAGGCUUUCAAGUGUGACACAGGUCUUCUUUUCCAGACUGACUUACUCGACUACUAUGGUCUUGAUCUCAAGACUCUCUAUCCGUUCGUCACUCGUCGCCCACCAGCUGUAGAAAAUCCACCAGAGGGCUACCCAGAGCUACCAACUCAGGACAACCCUCGCAGAACAUUUUCAGAAGCUCAAGAGGAUUACUAUGACUCGUUAUGUCCUCAUCACGACUAUCUUAAUUUAUCCAAAGGCUGGUGGAUCCUGGAACUCUGGCCUCUUCGUGAGAUAUACCAAGACGAGAAGGGCAAAUACCGUAAGAGACUUGCGCCAAAUUUAGGUCACCACAGAACAAUCAGAGGCACAAAUACCAAAUUCCAUCGCUCAGUUGCGAUUCGCCAGAAGCGUAUCGGAUAUGAUAUCAAAGCACGCAUGGUUGACUCGCCAACAUCUCAUUGGGUUGGGUAAAUACCCUUCGCUGAUAAUAUAAUACCACACACGUUGCCGUACACGUUGCUAUACAAGUUACAAUACUAUUCACAUAAUAUACUCGUUCAUUUUUGUCACUCAUUUAA